Molecule: messenger RNA, 2328 nt
Organism: Nerophis ophidion (straightnose pipefish)
Lineage: Eukaryota; Metazoa; Chordata; Actinopteri; Syngnathiformes; Syngnathidae
Product: zinc finger protein OZF-like
Exons: 3
Coding region: 314-1879 (521 amino acids)
Biological process (GO): regulation of transcription by RNA polymerase II
Cellular component (GO): transcription regulator complex; PcG protein complex
Molecular function (GO): DNA-binding transcription factor activity, RNA polymerase II-specific; RNA polymerase II cis-regulatory region sequence-specific DNA binding
Source: RefSeq, a predicted model, not a curated record
UCGUGAAAGCACAUCUGCGCAGAAAGAAGCGAGAAGGACGCCAACAAUAAGUCAGUCUUAUUAUUUCUUCUCCAGUUUGUAAAAAAUGUACGUCGUAUAAAAUACAUCUUUGAGUCUUUAAUUCAAGAGAAAAAAAAACCCGUCCCGGGGAGCGAUAACCUUAUUGUGCUGGCAAGUUUAGCUAGCUUAGCUAGUUAGCUUAGCUUGUUAGCUAGCUUAGCUAGUUAGCUGCUAACAAAGAGAGGCGGAGGUUGUCAACACUUCGCUAAAUAGAAAUCAAAUGUGAGAAUAAAGUGUUGGGAUUUGCCUGCAAAUGUCCGGAAGAACUAUAGCAGAUUACCAGGCGGAACUUUCUAGAACCAAAGAGAAGAAUGGAAUACUGGACGCUGUUUUCAAGAAACAUCAAGUUGUGUUACACGGAACAGACGUCCAGCAGCCCUCUCACAUUAAAGAGGAAGAGGAGGAUCCACAGCCGCCCCUCAUUAAAGAGGAAGAGGAGGACGUGUGGAUGAGUCAGGAGGGAGAGUGUCUUCCAGGGCAGGAGGAGGCUGAUGUCUGCAAGUUUCCACUGACUGUUGUCUCUGUGAAGACUGAAGAGCAUGAAGACAAAGCAGCUGAGUCCUCACAGCUUCAUCACAGUCCAAACGUCCAGCGGGUGUCAGCGGGGAGUCACCAAGAGGAGUGGCACACCAGUGUGGGACAAAAGGAGCUACAGACCCCCUCCCACAUUAAAGAGGAGCAGCUUCAUGAUGAAGAUGAAGCUCAGUCCUUACAGCUUCAUCACAGUCAAAGUGAGGAGAACAGAGGGGCGGAGCUUGUAAGUCAACACAUGACAGAAGCUGAUGGAGAGCAUUGUGAAGAUAUAAAGUCGGAACCAGACAGCAUCUUUGCUCCACUGUCAGACAUGGACCACAUGAUGUCAGACUCCUCUGACCACAGUGACCACAUCCAAAAACCUUUGGAGAGGAAAAAUGACUCUAAAGAGGAUACGAGACAUCACACUAACAACAAACACUUUGACUGCUCUGAAUGUGGGAAGUCAUUUCGACUGAAGAGUAAUUUUACAAGACACAUGACAACACAUAAUGGGGAGAAACCUUUUACUUGCUCUGUUUGUAAGAAGAGUUUCUCCAGAAAGCAGAGCAUGACCAGACACAUGAGAACACACACUGGAGAGAAACCUUUUGCUUGCUCAGCUUGCGCUAAAAGAUUCAUCACUAAGAAGGAACUUAUAUUGCACAUGAGAACACACACAGGUGAGAAACCUUUUACUUGCUCCGUUUGUAAGAAGAGUUUCUCCAGAAAGGAACGCAUGACCAGACACAUGAGAACACACACUGGAGAAAAACCUUUCGCUUGCUCAGCUUGCGCUAAAAGAUUCAGCUCUAAGAAUGACAUGAUAUUGCACAUGAGAACACACACAGGUGAGAAACCUUUUACUUGCUCUGUUUGUAAGAACAGUUUCUCCAGAAAGAUUAACAUGACCACACACAUGAGAACGCACACUGGAGAGAAACCUUUUGCUUGCUCAGCUUGUGUUAAAAGAUUCAACAGUAAGAAGGAAAUGAUAUUGCACAUUAGAACACACACAGGUGAGAAACCUUUUACUUGCUCUGUUUGUAAAAAGAGUUUCUCCAGAAAGCUUAACAUGACCAGACACAUGAGAACACACACUGGAGAGAAACCUUUUGCUUGCUCAGCUUGUGCUAAAAGAUUCAACAGUAAGAAGGAAGUGAUAUUGCACAUGAGAACACACACAGGUGAGAAACCUUUUACUUGCUCUGUUUGUAAGAAGAGUUUCUCCAGAAAGCAACACAUGACCAGACACAUGAGAACACACACUGGAGAGAAAAAUCUUGCUUGUUCAGUGCAAGAAUAAUAAUGUAUAAGCGUGUAUAUUAUCACACUAACUUUAGUAUGCUUAAAGUCUGAUGCUUUCGUUAUUAGUUAUUGUGCUCAAGUUAGACUUUUCUAAUUGUGCAAGGACAAAAACUUCUUGUCUGAGGGGUGGCCUCAGCCGCAGAUGUUAUCUUUGUUUUAGCCUGCUCACAGCCAAGGACUUGAGGGACCUCAACGAUAAGAUGACAACACGCAGACGAAGUAGAGACAAGGCGAAAUCACAUGGGCCCCCAGCACAUUCCUUCACGUAUUGUGCGUCUUGGACCUGCUUUGCAUGAUAUGUGACCACUCCUUUUAGAUGCGGCCUCAGUGAUGUUGACUGUGGAACUCCAAAAUAAAUAGAGGGAUGCGGGACCUGAACCUUAGAGCGUAGGGCGAGACUGUGACUAAGUGUGCAGCUCCAUGCAUACUCCUCAUGAACUAAAUUGA